AUGAUGCACGAAAGUGGCACUGGAGGAGCACCAAAGUAUGGCAUCGUCCCACAAAUGCCAUUGACCACUCUCGAUGGAGUCAAUGUUCUUGAUAACACUACCUACUGGCAAUCACGAGUUGUCAAUGAUACAGCUUCUGUAGGCUACUACGCGACCAAGCUCGAGAGUGGUGUUGGUAUUUCUUUGAGUGCUAGUCGCCAUGCUGGCAUUAUGCAAUACGACUUUCCAGCUGGAGAAAAGCACGUUCUGGUCGACAUCUCGCACUACCUGCCAUCUGAGAACGGUGGAAGCAAUGUUCAGUUCUACAUUGGCGGUGCGAUCGAUUUGCAACCAGGAGGCAAGCUGUACACAGGCUACACGAGUAUCGGCGGAGGAUUCAGCGAGAGUGCACCAAUAACUGUCUACUUCUGUGGUGAAUUCGACCAGCCACCUGACCAAGCAAAUACCUUCAGCGGACGAUUGACAGAUCCAAUACAGCGCUACCAUACGUGGUCUGACGGUCCGGUCCCACAAGCGACUUUCGGCAACCUGAGUGAAGUCGCCGGACCUCUCAACAAUCGUGUCGGUGCUCUUUUUACCUGGAGCAAUGCCUCUGUCUCGACGGUGAAGUCCAAAGUCGGCAUCAGUAUGAUAUCUGCUGAUAUGGCUUGCAACUUCAAGAAUGAGGAGAUUCCAUCUUGGAACGUGAAUGACACUGUCACCGCCGCAGUACAAGAAUGGAAUCAGGAUGUGUUUAGCAAGAUUCGUGUACCGACCGACUCAUUUCAGAAUCGGACCAACCUAGUGCUGCUAUACUCUAGCUUGUACUUCAUGCAUCUCAUGCCAUCUGACAGGUCCGGUGAGAACCCUCUAUGGUCCAACGACGAGCCAUCCUGGGACGAUUUCUAUACGCUGUGGGAUAUAUUUCGCUGUACAACAUCACUGUAUCACCUCAUACAGCCCGAAUACUACCAGAGUAUGGUCCGCAGCAUCAUCGACAUCUGGCGCUGGGAGGGAUAUAUGCCGGAUGGUCGGAGUGGCAAUUACAACGGUCUUGUACAAGGUGGCAGCAAUGCUGAUAAUGUUCUUGCGGAUGCCUAUGUCAAGAACCUGCCUGGUAUAAACUGGACGCAAGCCUAUCAGGCGAUGCUUAAGGAUGCAGAGGUGAUACCAUAUAACACAUUCAGCUUUACAGACCCGACGGCAAGUGUGAAGGAGGGGAGAGGUGCACUGGGGGACUGGAAGAAUCUUGGUUAUGUCAGUGCCGACGGUAACACACGAGCACUGUCUCGAUCAGUCGAGUACGCUCUGAACGACUUCUCGGUAUAUCAGGUUGCGAAGGGUGUUGCUCCGAACGACACACAGAAGUAUCUGCAACGAUCAGCACAGUGGCAGAACACCUGGUCCCACAACAUGACCCACAGGAACUUCACAGGCUUUCUCGCACCACGCCUCUCGACUGGCGAGUUCAACUUAAGCGACUAUAACCCUGCCCUCUGUGGUGGCUGCGAAUGGUCUUCAAUUACCUACGAAGGUACACCCUUUGAAUACUCCUUCACCGUCCCGCACGACAUGGAAUCGCUCAUCCAGUUCAUGGGAGGUUCUUCGGAAUUUGAGCGAAGGCUAGACUACAUUUUCAUGCCCAACACAUCCGAGCAGAACCUUGGUGCCAACGGUGGUGGGAUCACGACGCUGAUGAACAUUGGUAAUGAGCCUGACUUUGCGACACCUUAUGAGUACAAUUAUAUCUCGAAGCAGUACAAGAGUGUGCAGCGUGCGAGAGAGCUGGCUAAUCAAUACUUCCACGAUGCAAACUAUGGUGUACCCGGCAAUUCUGACGCUGGUGCAUUGAACUCGUGGCUGAUUUGGCAGAUGCUCGGUCUCUAUCCUGUUGUUACCCAACCGGUCUAUCUGAUUCAAUCACCUUGGUUCGACGAUAUCAACAUGACUAUCAACGGCAACGCAACUCUCCGGAUUACAGCCACCGGACUUGAUAAUACCAAUAGCUACUACGUCCAGUCGGCCAAAGUGAACGGCAAGCAGACUGAUCAAAACUGGCUUUUGCACGAUGAUGUGAUGGUCAAUGGUGGCACGAUUGAGUUCGAGCUUGGAAGCCAGCAGACGAGGUGGGACACUGGUGCCGCACCGCCCUCUCCAGGACAUUUGGUAUUGUAA
Recurvomyces mirabilis is the source of this 2154-nucleotide messenger RNA. RefSeq lists its product as uncharacterized. Lineage: Eukaryota; Fungi; Ascomycota; Dothideomycetes; Mycosphaerellales; Teratosphaeriaceae. Gene Ontology annotation, biological process: carbohydrate metabolic process; protein deglycosylation; protein quality control for misfolded or incompletely synthesized proteins. Gene Ontology annotation, cellular component: cytosol; nucleus. Gene Ontology annotation, molecular function: carbohydrate binding; peptide-N4-(N-acetyl-beta-glucosaminyl)asparagine amidase activity. The record is from RefSeq and is a predicted model, not a curated record. Bases 1 to 2154 code for a protein of 717 amino acids. The transcript is spliced from 2 exons.